This is a messenger RNA of Asparagus officinalis (garden asparagus), 2845 nucleotides long. RefSeq names its product spastin-like. The transcript has 17 exons. Gene Ontology annotation, molecular function: ATP hydrolysis activity; ATP binding. Lineage: Eukaryota; Viridiplantae; Streptophyta; Magnoliopsida; Asparagales; Asparagaceae. Gene Ontology annotation, cellular component: mitochondrial outer membrane. The record is from RefSeq and is a predicted model, not a curated record. The coding region runs from base 138 to 2675 and encodes 845 amino acids.
ACCCGCCCCCAUUCCUUGGAGCCUUAAUCCCUGUACAAAUGAUAUCCCAUUUGCUCUUCAAUUUCAAUUAGUUAUUUAUUUUCCCUCUUCAUUUUCUUCUUCUUCUUGCUGCUGUUGUUUUGAAUAAAAAAAAAAUCAUGGAACAAAAGCACGUCUUGAUGUCGGCCCUAGGUUUAGGGCUCGGCGUCGGAGUGGGCCUUGGCAUUGGACAGAGCAAAUGGGCUGGCGGCGCUCCGCCCACACAGUCUUCGGGGAUGACGCCGGAGAGAGUCGCCGAGGAACUCAUGAGGAUGGUUGUUGAUGGGAGGGAUAGUAGCGUUACGUUUGAAGAAUUUCCGUAUUAUCUCAGUGAGCAGACUAGAGUUUUAUUGACGAGUGCUGCUUUUGUGCACUUGCAACAAGCAGACUUUUCCAAGCACAUGAGAAAUCUUUCUCCUGCAAGUCGGACCAUCUUGCUCUCUGGCCCUACAGAGUCAUACCAGCAAAUGCUUGCAAAGGGUCUAGCUCACUUCUUUGGUUCCAAGUUGUUGUUACUUGAUAUUUCAGAUUUUGGACUUAGGAUUCAAAGCAAAUUCGGUGCUGCCAACAAAGAAUCUUCAAUGAAAAGAUCCAUCUCAGAGACGACACUUGAACGAAUGUCUGGUUUAUUUGAAUCUUUUUCUAUGCUUUCUCAAGGGGAGGGACGCAAAGGAUCAUUGCGAAGACAGAAUAGUAGUUUUGAUAUGAGGGAUUCAGAAGGCGCAAAUAGAAUGAAGAGGCUACGAAGAAAUGCCUCUGCUUCAGCUGAUAUGAGUAACCUUGCUCAGUUCCCUCCUACUUCAGUUCCAUCAAAACGCACCGGGAGCUGGCCUUUCGAUGAAAAGCUUCUUAUUCAAUCAUUAUACAAGGUUCUUGUUUCUGUGUCCAAAGCCGCUCCCAUUGUCCUGUAUAUAAGAGAUAUUGAUAGUCUUCUGCUUCACUCCCAAAGGAUAUAUUCCUUAUUCGAGAGAAUGCUUCAAAAUCUAUCUGGGCCAGUGUUGAUACUUGGUUCGAGGAAGAUGAAAUCAGACAGUGAUUCUAAUGUAGUGGAUGAGAGGCUUUCUGUUUUAUUCCCUUAUAAUAUUGAGAUCAAGCCUCCAGAAGAUGAGAACCAGAAUCUCAGUUGGAAGUCCCAGCUAGAUGAAGACAUGAAAAUGAUGCAAUAUCAGGAUAAUAGAAACCAUAUCGCAGAGGUUCUUGCAGCAAAUGAUAUUGAUUGUGAUGAUUUGGGCUCAAUCUGCCUAGCAGAUGCUAUAGUUCUCGGUAAAUACAUUGACGAAAUCGUGGUUUCAGCUGUUUCUUAUCAUUUGAUGAAAACCAAGAAUCCCGAAUACAGAAAUGGAAAGCUUGUUAUAUCAACAGAGAGUCUCUCACAUGGACUGAGUAUAUUCCAAGGAAGUAAGCAUAGCAAGAACGGUAGUCAAAAGGAGGCAAACGUUGAAACAUCAAAGGAGGCUGGGAAAGGAGCUGUUCCCGCUGCUGGAGCGUCUGUUGCAAAACCUGAAGCUCCAGUAUCUGGAAACAAAAGCGAAACAGAAAAGCCAGCUCCAGUAGCCAAGGCGGAUCAAUGCGAAACAGAAAAGCCAGCUCCAGUAGCCAAGGCGGAUGUUAGCGCUUCACCUUUACCUCCAAAAGCAACUGAAGUUGCUCCAGACAAUGAAUUUGAGAAGCGUAUCAGACCCGAGGUCAUCCCAGCAAGUGAAAUUGGAGUAACUUUUGAGGAUAUAGGUGCCCUAGAUGAUAUCAAAGAAUCUCUUCAGGAGCUUGUCAUGCUUCCACUCCGAAGACCUGACCUCUUCAAAGGUGGUCUCCUAAAGCCCUGCAGAGGAAUUUUACUCUUUGGACCUCCUGGAACAGGGAAGACAAUGUUGGCAAAAGCCAUAGCCAAUGAAGCAGGAGCAAGUUUUAUUAAUGCAUCAAUGUCUGCUAUAACUUCAAAAUGGUUUGGUGAAGACGAGAAAAAUGUCAGAGCUUUGUUUACACUGGCAGCAAAGAUAUCUCCGACUAUAAUUUUUGUCGAUGAAGUUGAUAGCAUGCUCGGACAGCGAACUAGGGUUGGAGAACACGAGGCAAUGAGGAAAAUCAAGAAUGAGUUCAUGACGCAGUGGGAUGGGCUUUUAACAAAGCCUGAGGAAAGAAUCCUUGUUCUUGCAGCAACAAACAGACCGUUUGAUCUUGAUGAAGCAAUUAUUAGGAGGUUUGAACGCAGAAUAAUGGUUGGCCUGCCGUCGACAGAGAACAGAGAACUGAUUUUGAAGACAUUGCUGUCAAAAGAAAAGGUUGACGAAGGGCUCGACUAUAAGGAACUGGCUACCAUGACAGAAGGAUACAGUGGCAGUGAUCUCAAGAACUUCUGCACUACAGCAGCGUAUCGUCCUGUCAGGGAGCUAAUCCAGAGAGAGAGACUGAAAGAAUUGGAGAAGAAAAAGAGGGAGGACAGAGGAGAGGCUCCAGAGGCUUUGGAAAAUAAGGAAGAAGCUGGGAAAGCAUCAAUCUAUCUUAGGCCAUUAAACAUGGAAGACAUGAAACAAGCAAAGAAACAGGUUGCAGCCAGUUUUGCUGCGUCGGGUUCUAUAAUGAGUGAGCUCAAGCAAUGGAAUGAUUUAUAUGGGGAAGGGGGCUCAAGGAAGAAAGAGCAGCUAACUUAUUUCCUAUAAAUAUGGACAUGUACAUAACAAAAGCACGAGCCUUUCUUCUAACUGUAUGGGUAUACAAACAGAUUUAGGUUGUUCCGUUUGGGUUGUAACGAGAAUGUUGUUUCUUCACUUCCCCUUGUAUCGAUACAUGUAUUUAUUUGUAUUCUAUUGUACUGUAAUGUUUUUUGUCU